Messenger RNA from Scaptodrosophila lebanonensis, 2600 nucleotides. It is a transcript of the gene Lkb1, whose product is annotated as serine/threonine-protein kinase stk11. The transcript is spliced from 4 exons. Lineage: Eukaryota; Metazoa; Arthropoda; Insecta; Diptera; Drosophilidae. The record is from RefSeq and is a predicted model, not a curated record. Gene Ontology annotation, molecular function: protein kinase activator activity; ATP binding; protein serine/threonine kinase activity. Gene Ontology annotation, biological process: regulation of cell growth; intracellular signal transduction; glucose homeostasis. The coding region runs from base 625 to 2244 and encodes 539 amino acids. Gene Ontology annotation, cellular component: cytoplasm.
CACUCAUAAGUAAAUUGUGGUCCUUCCAGCAUCGAUACUUAUAAAAAGGAGGGUGUUUAUCAAAGGAUUUGCUUUUGCGCGCUAGUAAUGGCAUCGGUUAUUCAACAGCUGUCCCAUCCCUAAUGGCAACAUUUCAGAGUCGUGACCGCAUAGAAAACAGUCUUAGUAAAACAUUAAAUUAAAUCAACAAUUUCAAAAAUGAAACAAAUUUUUAGAGUGUAAAAUUUCACAUACUUUCAACAAGUUCCCUAGUCAGGCCUCCCCGAGUACAGAAAAACAGCGGCGCCUGAACCUAUACAUCAAUAUACUUAUUGUGCAAAUUGUUCGACUUGAAAAAGGCACAGGAAAGCAUAGUAGUAGAUCUAGUAGAUUAUACGACAGGGGCAGCGAUUUAAUUAUUAUAAUAGUGUUGCCCAGAUUAACGGCGCUAGCAGACGCUUGAGGUACCUGCAUUGAAUACAGCAACAACAAUGUAAGCUGAGGGCCAGUGGGCAGUGCGGUUGUUUAUGCAAUGUUCUAGUGCGGCCCACGAGACCACGACCAGAGCAAGGAGAGCGAGAGCGGCGUGGUUGCUUACAUUGAUACAAGAGGAGAGUUGGGAGCAUCGGGCACCACUCAAACCAAAUGACGGUAAACAGUACACAUGCAAUGGAGGCAGAGGCACAAUUCAAAAUAGCACAGCGGGCGGGGGGUGGCGGUGGAGGCGGCCAACACCUUGGCUCAAACAAAUCGCUCGAAGUGGCGGGCAAGGAAAUCGCGGAUGCAGCGGAUGAUGAGACGACAGUUUUAUUAGCAAAUAAGAACUUUCACUUUGACACCGCGUCGGAACUGGAUGAAGCCUUCGUUGAGCUAAAUGGAAUAAGUGCAGAGGAGGCCAUGGCGGCGUCAGCAGAAGAACCUGAUAACCACACAGAUCAACAACACAAUCCAGUAACCUGGCUGAAUGACUACGAGAUCGAUACCCUUGAUUUGGCGACACUCGACAUUGGCAACAUGUUUAAUCGUGUCGACAGCCAGGAUAUUAUCUAUCAACAAAAAAAGAAGAACCUUAAGAUGGUAGGCAAAUACGUAAUGGGUGAUGUCCUGGGUGAGGGCUCCUACGGUAAGGUGAAAGAGGCCAUGGACUCGGAGAACCUUUGCCGACUGGCUGUGAAGAUACUCACAAAGCGUAAACUGCGCCGCAUCCCUAAUGGUGAGCAAAACGUCACCCGUGAGAUUCAUUUGCUGAAACAGCUGAAGCAUCAAAACGUUGUCUCGCUAAUCGAUGUGCUGUACAACAAUGAGAAACAGAAGAUGUACUUGGUUAUGGAGUACUGCGUUGGAGGCUUGCAAGAGAUGCUGGACUAUGCGCCUAAUAAGAAGAUGCCACUCUUUCAGGCGCAUGGCUACUUUAAGCAGCUAGUCGAUGGAUUGGAGUACUUGCAUGGCUGUCGCGUCAUCCACAAAGACAUUAAACCCGGCAAUCUACUAUUAACGCUUGAUCAGACGCUCAAGAUAUCGGAUUUUGGUGUCGCUGAGCAGCUGGAUCUGUUUGCGCCGGAUGAUACGUGCACGACUGGCCAGGGAUCGCCUGCAUUUCAGCCGCCAGAGAUUGCCAAUGGUCACGAGACGUUUUCGGGCUACAAAGUGGACAUCUGGAGUACCGGUGUCACGCUUUACAACCUGGUUACAGGUCUAUAUCCAUUCGAGGGUGACAACAUCUUUCGGUUGCUUGAGAACAUUGGACGCAGCCAAUGGGUGGCACCAGAUUGGCUCUUCGAACUGGACGCCAAUUUUGCCAACCUUGUACUGGGCAUGCUGCAGGCAGAUCCCAACAAGCGGCUCUCUUUGCAACAGAUACGCAAAGAUCAUUGGUUCAUAUCUGCACCAGAGGUGACCGGCCCACCGAUACCUAUUCCUCCACUCAAAGGCGAUGAAAUACGACGUUCCACAGUACUGCCUUACCUAGAAGCUUAUCACUAUGGCAACGAACAGGAGCAGGAAGAUGUCUACUUUACCGAGCACGAUGUAAAUCAACAGUUGGCGCAGCGCGCUGCAGCCGCAGCUGCAGAAAUUCGAGCACAACAAGCCGCUGCCGCCGCUUCUGCGCUUGAGCCCUCGACAAGUGCAGCGGCCGCUGCCUUGGCUAAUGGUAACCGGGAGGAAACAGCCAGCAAAAAGAAGGGCAGUUCGCUUAAGCGACGCGCCAAAAAACUUACAUCAUGCAUCUCCGUUCGCAAACUAAGCCAUUGUCGGACGUCGUAGACGACGGUCGUUCGCCGUCUAUUAGCGUCUAGUUACUAGUAAAAAGCAAAAAACUUUGUUAACAAAUUGUGAGAAACUUUUUGGUUUUGUUUUUUUUUUUUCAUUCUCGUUUUUUGUUGUCCUAAGUUCUCUUUGAUUUUCGCCAAGUAUAUAUUUAUAAAGAGAGGUAAACUCAUAAAGAGACUUUAAGUUAGCCAAACUCACGCGAUGUGAAUGUUGUUAGAGGGGCCGGGGGUGCAUGCAGAACGCAGGCUAUAUCCAAGUGACAAUACUGUGUAUUAUGUUAAACAUAUGAGAGUAAAUUAGUUGUUUAUGCUUAUGUAUCGUAUGUUAUGAAUGAAUUAUUGAAAGGAGAA